Lentinula edodes (shiitake mushroom) is the source of this 1428-nucleotide messenger RNA. RefSeq names its product glycoside hydrolase family 5 protein. Gene Ontology annotation, biological process: glucan catabolic process. Lineage: Eukaryota; Fungi; Basidiomycota; Agaricomycetes; Agaricales; Omphalotaceae. The transcript is spliced from 8 exons. The coding region runs from base 1 to 1428 and encodes 475 amino acids. Gene Ontology annotation, molecular function: beta-glucosidase activity. Gene Ontology annotation, cellular component: extracellular region; cell surface. The record is from RefSeq and is a predicted model, not a curated record.
AUGUCCUACCUUAAAGUCUCUGGGACUCAAUUCGUCGAUGGUGCUGGAGCACCAGUCGUUCUGCUCGGUGCAGGGCUUGGUGGGUGGAUGAUGAUGGAGAAUUUCAUAUCAGGGUUUCCUGGAUGCGAAUUUCAUAUCCGAGAAGCUCUUGUUGAAGCUAUUGGAGUUGAGAAAGCAUCUUUGUUUUUCGAGAAGUUCUUGGACAAUUUUUUUGCUGAGGCAGAUGCAAAGUUUUUCAAAUCUCUCAGUUUGAAUUGUGUUCGGAUAGCUAUCAACUACCACCAUUUUGAGGACGAUAUGAAUCCCCGCGUUCUCAAAAUUGAUGCAUUCAAACAAUUAGACCGAGUCGUCACGCUGUGCGCCGCAGAAGAAAUUUACACAAUCAUUGAUCUGCAUUCAACACCGGGAGGACAAAGCGGUGGAUGGCAUGCUGACGCUGGCACCCAUUUUGGUAAUUUCUGGAAACACAAAGACUUUCAGGACCGCUUCGUCUGGCUUUGGACACAGAUCGCUGAUCAUUACAAGGAUAAUAUCUGGGUAGCGGGAUAUAAUUUGAUGAACGAACCUGCUGACCCCCAUCCUCACCACACUGGUCUAAUCAGUAUCUACGACAGAACAUACGCUGCUAUUCAUGACACAGACCCCAAUCACAUCUUGUUCCUCGAUGGAAAUACCUUCGCUACAGAUUUUACCAAGUUCCCCGAAGAUUCUGCCACCAGAUGGGGCUCCAAUGUUGCAUUUGCGAUUCACGAUUACUCGACCUUCGGGUUUCCGAAUUCGCCAGAGGCUUAUGAAGGUACUAAUGAUCAAAAGGACAAAAUGAAAGCAUCUUAUGCUAGAAAACGUAAAUGGAUGGAUGAGAGAGGGUUGUGUGUCUGGAACGGAGAAUGGGGGCCUGUGUAUGGUAGGGAGGUGUACGACGGCGAGCAAACAGAAGAUAUUAAUCGCAGGCGGUAUAUGGUUCUGAAGGACCAAUUGGAGACAUAUCGAAAAGACUCCCUCAGCUGGUCUAUCUGGUUAUACAAAGAUAUCGGCUUCCAAGGAAUGGUAUAUGUUUCCCAGGAUACGCCAUACAUGAAGCACUUUCGGGAGUUUCUUCUCAAGAAGCACCGACUUGCCGUUGAUGCUUGGGGAGCAGACGAUAAAUAUGUCAAGCCCAUUUAUGAACCUAUUGUAAACUUGAUCAAGGAGGAAGUGGCUGAACCAAAUCAAAAGCUUUACCCACCAAUCUGGAGUUUAGAAAACAGGGUGACCAGAAUUUCACGUACGAUUUUGGUGGCCGAGUUUCUGGUCAAGGAAUGGGCGGAGUUGUUGAUCGGGAAAAGUGAUAAAGAGUUGGUGGAUUUUGCAGAGAGCUUUGCGUUCGAAAAGUGUAAAAAGAGGGAGGAAUUGAAUAGUAUUCUGAAGCUCAAUGCACUAGAAAUGUAG